AUGCAUCGCAUUCCGCGCUCCCUUUCCCCGCGGGGCCGGCCUUCCGGCAGCUCCACGGACCGGAGCUCCGCGGCGCCGCUCCUGGCGCUCAGCGGCGAGCUGAGCCCGGAAGCGCAGGAGACCCCGGGACGCGAUCGUACCCCCGGCCAAUCUCCGCAUUUUCGGUUCGCGGACCGGGCAAGACCGAGGGGCCGCUCCAGCAUCAAUUUGGGAAGUCCCAGGCUGGACCUGGAAGGCUUGGAGGCGACGUCCCAGCACGCGGCCACCCUCCAGAACUUGGCGCCGCGACUGCUGGCGCUCUGCUCUCGGCAGCUUCGGGCCUCGAAGCUGAGCGCGGUGGAGCAGGAGGAGGCUGUGGGCGCAUUCAUGGCGAUGCUUAGGAAGUCCAGAGAGCCCGCGGUCUCCUGCGGAGUGCUCUUCUCGGCAACUCCGGUGCUGCGGGAGGAGCUGUCCCCAGGGGAGGCCUUCGGCCGGCUGUCCACCUUUGAGCCCAAGGAGCUGAUGAGUGACUUGGAGACCCGCACGAGUCUCCGCCUCUGCGGGCUGCCACAGGACUUCAACGGGCAAAUGCUGAAGGACUGCCUAGAUGCCAUGGGCCUAAGUGGCUUCUUCGACUUCGUCUACGUUCCGAUUUAUCUGCCGGCCGGAAACCACAUCAGUUUCGCCUAUGGCUUCGUGAAUUGCGUUUCUCCGGCGGCAGGGCAGCAGCUGGUCAGCGCGCUCGCUUGCAACGAUGAAGUCCGUUUCAACGUGCAAUGGUCUACGACCCAGGGCCUGGACAGCUUCAUUCACAAGUACAGGAAUUGCAGCAUCAUGCACAAGUCCAUUCCCAAGGAGUGCAAACCCAUCUUGCUUCAAAAUGGCGUGGAGGUCUCCUUUCCGAAGCCCACCAAGAAGCUGGAGAAGCCCCGCCACCGGACCACCAUGAUCCCGCCAUGUCGCUUCGUCAUGGAGCGCCUGUCCAGACCGCCUCCUGUGGGCGUGCCAUGGCCUUGA
Effrenium voratum is the source of this 996-nucleotide messenger RNA. The record is from the annotation of a GenBank genome assembly. NCBI's taxonomy places the organism in Eukaryota, Dinophyceae, Suessiales, Symbiodiniaceae.